AUGGCGGCCAAGGGACCGGAGUGUUCAAUCUGUUUUGAACAUUACAAUGACCAAAGCAAAUGUCCUAGGAUGCUGAGUUGUGGACACAGCUUUUGCCAGAUUUGCCUGGAGAGACUACUGCAUGGUAACACCAUUGAUUGUCCCAAAUGCAGAAAUCCAGUUGCCGUUCCUUCUGGGGUCCAUGGUCUGUCAAAGAAUUUUGCAUUACUGGACAUCGUGAACGAAACGGCACCCAAACAAGAUGCUGGAAAUACAGGUCAUACAGGCACGAACGAAUGUGAAGCUUGUGAUGAGAAACACCCAGCAACGUUUUUUUGCUUGGACUGCAAAGAAAACAUGUGCAAGACUGCAGCUCAGAUUCAUAAACGCAGCAAAUUAAGUCGUGACCACCGCGUUGUUACCUUCAAGGAACUGAAAGAAAACCCUCAGCUGGCUUCUGUAUCGAUUCUCUGUCCGGAGCAUAACGAUCAAUUCCGAUUUUUCGACGAAAAUUGUGGUCAUGUUAUUUGUAGAGACUGUUAUGCCCUUAAUCAUAACGGGCACAAGUGUGUAGUAGUAGCUGAAGCCGCUUCAAAAUACCGACAGGAGAUGGAGGCGCUUGUCACCAAAGCCAGCUGUCAAGUCGAAAAGAUUAAAGCUGCUAAAGAUCAAGUGGAGAAAGAAUUUGAUUUUAUAGAGAAGGCUUGCAGAGAAAGGCGUGUUGAAAUUGAACGCUUUUUUAGAGAAGUAAGGCAUAUAUUUCUUAUUAGGGAGAAAGAGCAAAACAGUAUUCCUAACUUACGUACUAGUUUCAAUCAGCAGUCAUUUUAUCUACGGAAUAACGGUUCAUGCUGGCAGUUGAAUAAAGAAACAAAAUGGUCAAAAAUUUUGACAUUUAAUGUCCUCAGCGUGGAAUGCAGAAACCAGUGAUAAUUAAAUGCUUAUCGCGGAUCAUGAACUAGGAUCGUUGGACUAGAUAUUUAAGGGUAGGCCUACCGGAACAUUAUUCAAUUGAGCUGAUUCACUGAACACACCUCGGGAUGCACCUAUCCAUUUUUUUUAUCUAUGACAUCUGGAUUGUUUGUUUGGAAUAAAUCCGCGGGUAUAACAGUGUGUGUUUUCUUUUUUUAUAUUUAUUAGCUUCGUUCCGCGUUAUCUAACCGAGAGGAUGCUCUGGUGAAUAAAUUACUCUGCCUUCGUCUACAAAAGGAAGAUAUCCUCUCCGAGCAGCUAUGCCGUUUAACAACCAGCCAAGCAUGUUUAGAGGAUGCACUCCAACGAGCAAAGUCUUCCAUCCAAUCUCCGAGCGAUGUUCAUUUCCUUCUCAGCAGGUCCGAUAUAGUGUCCAGUCUUAAGACGAAGGAAAGCUAUUCAAUGGUGCUUGAGCCAGAGGCCCAGUUUUUGCCGGAGUUCACCAUGGAAGAAAAGGGCAGAAAGGUGAUUUUAGUUAUCCAUGAAUUAGCCUGGGACCAGGCAAAUGGUUUUCUUCGGGCGCCAUUCGAUUCUUUUCUCCGGGAUGAAUAGUGUAGCAGAUAUUCUCCACAUAGCAGUUGUCAACUACCCUGGUCCCAGACGUUUCUCUUGAAAAUUUUCUCCGCGUAAGAGAGAACUGGAGCUGCGCAAAGCGGCGAUCUGGUACCAGGGUAGUUGGUAUUCGUCGAGUAGUAUUUAUUCAUUUCCGUGUGAAAUUUUUCGCCAUUGCCUCCAGCUCUACCAAAAGAGCCUAAGCUGAGCUAACACAACCUCUUUCCCAAGGCUUCACGAUUGUCUACCUUUUUCUGCAGUUAUCCCGCUCAAUUGAUGCCUUUUGGUGGGGGGGGGGGGGGGGGGAAGGGGGGGGGGGGGGGGGGGGAGAUAUCGCAAACGUCAUCCAAAUUUGGUCAACGCUAACUAGUUCUGAAGAAUUUGUCGAGGAUUUGAGCCAAUUAUUAAUUUCUUUGUACAAUAUAGAUACGACAUUCGUUGCCUUUAUAGACCUAUGUGGUAAACUGGGACUCAGUGUGACAUCAGUAUCACGUGUUUUCGUUUUGGGAAAAUCCCAACCCCCACGAGCUUUUCUCUUGCUCGAAGAUUCUGAGUUUUUUCUGAUGUUGUCUCUGCUUGUUAUUCUGAGAAGCUGCAUUGCUAGUCUGAAGGUUUUGAAUUAUGAUCUUGAAGAUCACCUGGAGAAAGUCUACGAUUGUGUCCUUUUUGUGCAGACUAUGCCAAUGGUGUGGGCCAGCUUUGCGCAGAGUCGUUGCCCACGAUCGAUUAGAGUACAGACACACCAAAAUGCAUUUCUCAGUUCACAAAUAUAUUUUUCUCUACGAACUCAUCCAUUAGUUGCUUAAAAUUUGGUUGUCGCAAAGAUAAUUUUAUUUUAUAAAACUGCUAAGAAACAAUAUCAAGUACUACGCGUGCCAAGUAAAUCCUUUUUCAGUAAAUGAGCUUUUGAAAAUUGAAUUUGUAAAGAAUGUAAAAUGCAACGAUCUCUUUCAGCCUAUCAAGUACCGUCCCAACAAGUUUGUACAGGUGGUUAUCCAGAGCGCAGGAGACAUCAGUGACAUAUCAACCUGUGCAGCAAACACAAAUGCAACUGGCCCAGGAAUAACAACUGCAAACCCUGGAAGCAAGGCGACAUUUACUAUUACUUCUCGCGACAGCCAAAACUUUCAACGCAAGCGUGGUGGCGACGUUUUUGUGGUGAAACUGCAACCAGAGAAGGGAAGAGAUGAAAUAAAGGUAGAGUUAAAGGACCGAAAGGAUGGAACUUACUUGGCAGAAUAUACUGUCGACGAGAUGUAUGGUAAAUUGACAUUGUCCGUGUGCUUGCGAGGUGCACACAUUAAAGGCAGCCCUUUUGUUGUAAAUGUUGAACCUCUUAUUCGUUCGAAUUAUCAGUAUAAUUCACCUCAACUGUCUUGGACUACGCUGCCUUAA
This is a messenger RNA of Porites evermanni, 2898 nucleotides long. The record is from the annotation of a GenBank genome assembly. NCBI's taxonomy places the organism in Eukaryota, Metazoa, Cnidaria, Anthozoa, Scleractinia, Poritidae.